GCCUAGCGGACCUAAAGGAGAACUAAGGUCAGAGCAGUCUUUUUCUGCACACAGCAGCUGCAGUGUGAGAGCAGCUGUGUUCGUCACUUUCAGCGUCUUCAAGGACGGAAGAGCGAGAAACAGCACGGCAUCUAUAGAAAACACACCGGAUAUGGUACAAAGACAGUUCGUUUACAAAGUAAGGACACAGCAGCUGUAUCGACGUUAUACAUAAUAAAUACUGGGGACUUGUUUAAGAAGUUGAGGUUAUGUGAAAGAGGACAGUAGCAGUGGAGGGUCGAAAAGGGCCUCUUCUGCAGACACGCUGACUGCAUUGCAGGCUGCCGGUGUCGUCUUUUCGGUCUGUAAUAUAAGGAGGGGGAUGGACGAGGCUGUGCUCUCUCUCGGGUCCCUAGACUCUGCCUUUGUGUCCAAUUCAGUGGAGCAAGGUGGCGGAAGAUGGAAACAUCCGAGUGAAGACCCGGAGCGGAGUUCAAGCCCUUCAGUUCUUAGGUCCACGGCCUCAAAAUGGAAAGAAAGCCUUCUGAACCGCAAGAGGCCCUUCGUUGGAAGGUGUUGCCACUCUUGCAGUCCUCAGAGUCACGAGAAGCUUUUUAAUCCCAGCAUCCCCUCACUUGGCCUGCGCAAUGUCAUCUAUAUCAAUGAAACACAUACUAGGCAUAGAGGCUGGUUGGCCAGACGACUGUGCUAUGUUCUGUUUGUUUUGGAGCGGGAUGUUCAAAAGGACAUGUUUGCCAGGAACGUGAUGGAGAAUGUAUUGAACAACAGCAGGGUCCAAAAGGCUACUAUAGAUGUGGCAGAAGAAAACAGCUCAGGGUUGGAAUCCCAGCUAGACCACAAGGCUGUCAGCAAAGUCAAGAGAAAGGCAAGAGCAAUCCUCCAGGAAAUGGUGGCCAACAUUUCACCCGCUUUUAUCAGGAUAACCGGCUGGGUGCUGUUAAAGUUGUUUAAUGGGUUCUUCUGGAGCAUUCAGAUACACAAGGGCCAGCUGGAGAUGGUGAAGAAAGCUGCGACCGAGCACAAUGUUCCUUUGGUCUUCCUACCAGUCCAUAAAUCUCAUAUAGACUAUUUGCUGAUCACCUUCGUCCUCUUCUGUUACAACAUCAAAGCACCGCACAUUGCUGCUGGGAACAACCUCAAUAUCCCUAUCUUCAGCACAUUGAUUCGCAAACUUGGCGGCUUCUUCAUACGCCGCAGGCUGGAUGAGACUCCUGGUGGAAAGAAGGAUGUCUUGUAUAGGUCACUUCUCCAUGUGUACACCGAGGAGCUGCUGAGGCAGCACCAGUUUAUGGAGAUUUUCCUGGAGGGCACUCGUUCCCGCAGUGGCAAAGCCUCCCCAGCCAGAGCAGGCCUUCUCUCCAUUGUUGUGGACAGCCUGUGCUCUGGGUCGAUUCCUGACAUUCUCAUUGUCCCUGUGGGGAUCUCCUAUGACCGAAUCAUCGAGGGAAACUACAACAGCGAACAGCUGGGUAAGCCUAAGAAGAAUGAGAGCCUGUGGGGAGUGGCGCAAGGCGUUUUCAGAAUGCUACGCAAGAACUACGGCUGUGUCCGAGUGGACUUCACACAGCCGUUCUCAUUAAAGGAGUAUCUUGAUACUCAAAGAAAUCGACCGCUUCCUGCACCGCUGACCCUAGAGCAGAUCUUGGUUCCAACCAUCCUGUCAACACGUCCAAACCAGGUCCUGUUUGAUGAGGAGGAGGCUGAGCGGCAUAACCUCAGAGACCUGACGGAUGAACCCUGGAGACGACAAGUGAUUUCCAACUUGGCAAAGCAUGCCCUAUUCACUGCCAAUAAAUCCUCGGCUGUGAUGUCCACUCAUAUAGUCGCUUGUUUACUUUUGUACAGACACAGACAGGGUGUCUGUUUGUCGAAGCUGGUGGAGGACUUCUUUUCCAUGAAGGAGGAGGUUCUUGCUCGUGAUUUUGAUCUGGGCUUUUCGGGCAACUCUGAGGAUGUUGUCAUGCAUGCUUUGCACCUUUUUGGAAACUGUGUUAACAUCACCAGUGCCAGCCGCAACACUGAGUUCUUCAUCUCUCCCAGCACAGCUAUCCCUGCCUUAUUUGAACUAAACUUCUAUAGCAAUGGCUUGUUUCACGUUUUCAUUACUGAAGCCAUCAUUGCUUGCUGUCUCUUUGCUAUGCUGAGGGAAAAUACCACAGAAGUGGUACAGAGCACAUCAAAGAUACUGGUAAGCCAAGAAAGACUGAUCCGAAAAGCUGCAGGCCUCUCCCACUUAUUGUCUAAUGAAGUGGCUGUUGCUCUGCCUUGCCAGAUGCUAUACCAGGUUUUCCAUGAAGCAGUGGGGAGAUUAAUCCAUCAUGGCACCCUUCUGGUUGCAGAGGAAGAUCAGGAAGAUCUGAGCCCCAGCCUGACAGAGGAACCCUGGCCAAAACAAUAUCCGGAGCCUCUGUCAUGGAGGAGUGAUGAAGAUGAUGAAGAUAGUGACUUUGGAGAGGAGCAGAGAGACCGGUACCUCAAGGUGAGCUCAUUGCCAGAGCACCAGGAGUUCAUGACCUUCCUGCAGAGCAUUCUGGGUCCUGUAGUGGAGGCCUACAGUUCAGCUGCCAUCUUUGUCCACAGUUUGAGGGGCCCUGUCACAGAGAGGGAUUACACCAACCAGCUGUUUAAGUACCUGAUAACAAGGACAGAGAAGAAAGUGGCUGCUUUUGGCGAGAGUGCCACCCACCAUCUUGUGAAAAAUACAGUGAAGACCUUUAAAGAACUUGGGGUGUUCAAAGAAAAGCGUGAAAACAGCGUGAGCGUCCUGGAGCUGAGCAGCACCUUUCUACCUCAAGCUAACCGUAACAAGCUGCUCCAGUACAUCCUUCACUUCAGCGUGUUAUAAAACAAACCCUCUCCUUCACUGGCAAAGGGGCUUGUACUGUCAAACACAAGGUGCUGUUCUAGCUUUACCUGGAAGUGCCUUUAUCAAGUACUAACAAAUAUUAGACUGUAUCAUGUACAGUUAUUAACGCACAGCAACCAUCAUGCUUGAAAAGCAAACAAUCCCAUUAACACUGAUGCAUUCAUAGUCUGUCUUUGUGUUUAGUACACUGGCCUGUCAAAGCCCUCUUCUGUGUUGUAAAAUCAGUUUUUUUUUUCUUUCUCAACUCACUACUUGCUAAUAACUGAAUAUCACACAGUUCUAAAAAUAUAUAUGGUUGCCUUUUGUAUAAAAAUAUGUAGAAAAUGGAACUGGGAGUACACUACAAUUAAUGUAAGGGCAUUACUUUUCUCGAAGUAGCUCCGAUUUAUUUGUAAAAAGAUUAUUGCAAUAUAAUUUGAGGGUUGUUUGAAAUGGAGCCUCUAAAACCAUAUGCAACUGGGACAAGGGAUGCAUGAGUUAACCGUUAGUUGUCAUGUCUCUAUUGGAGGGAAUAAUUCAUUCCCUUUCUGAUGUGCGUACCCCUUUCUGGCCUGAAAGGGGUGAAAAUAAAGUUACAUAUGCAAUUCAACACUGUGAGAUAUAGUCGGUCAAAUUAAAGUGUUUUCAAAUAUUUGUUUUGGUUUGGUACAGGCUGUUCUAUCUUUAGUUAGAGCCCGACUAACAGUUGCUCUGUGAAGAUUAACAGAGGCAACAUAUUAUUGAAACAACUUUCAGCAUUGUUUUCACACUGGUUAUAGUGGACAAGGCAUGAGAUUCUUGUUGUAGAAUACACAUUGUAAUACUGUACAUGUGAAGGAGGUGAUUAAGAGAGCUAGAGUGGUAAGCUUCAGAGCUCCGUUGUUGGGCAUGACUAUCUAGCAGAACAGAUAGCGAUGACACUGGGGCAUCUUGCUGCCAUUGUCCUGGAUGUACAUCCUGUACUGUUUCCUUGUUCCAUUUCAUAGCUUUAGUUAUGCAUCAGAAUAGCUCUUGUUGUGUAUACAAAGCCUGCUUUUAGGAAUGCUGCACUAAAUCACAAACUAACAUAUCAUACAGACUGCAGCAGAGUUUAGACAGACAUACACUUCAGCAGCUGCCCGGGCCACUGUGACAUAGCCUCCAAGCCUCGCAGGUGAAGUGCUGCAGAUGCUUUUUAAAACUGACGCCUUCUGGUGCCGUUUUAACCAAAAGCCAUAUAACAUAAUCUGAGAGAGCCUGUGGACAUACUGCUGUUUUGAAUUUAAUAACAUUUUAGGAUCUACUUACUGUAUAUUAUUUUUUAAAUUGCAUGUUUUGCCAGUGUUAUCUGUGUUAAGGGCAUCAAACCUCAAAAGUGCUGAGAAUAGUUCCUAAAUUCAAGAUGCAUUUUUUUUUUUUUUUUGGUGUAGAAGAAAAUAGGUUGUUGUCUUGGUGUGCUUUGUGAAGGAUACACAACAGUUUUUAAUUGUUGUGUCUUCAGAAAUGCAAAUCAGUGCUUGCCACUAAGGUACAUGCUUAGUAAUGAUUGUAGAUACUGUGUGUUGCAUUGUCAUAUUAUGUAUGUUAAACUGUACCAAGCUUGUUUACAUGUGUAGAAAAUCCAAUCGUCCAACGUAUGUUGAAAAUCUUAAAUCGUGGAAAUGUACCUCUCUACUAACCCUAUUAUAUGUGAAAUCAGUGCAGGGGACAGUGCAUUCAGCUAAGAUGUACAUUUUGAGUUUUCACCUACAACAAAAGUAGUUUACAGUGAAGAUAGCAAAAAAACACAGAUCCCUUUUCCAUGCCUGGGUAAACAGUAUAAAAAUAACUGGGACUAGGUAUGAGAUUAUGCACUUUCACACAAAAACAUAUUUGUAAAAAUAACCAUCAUUAAAAUGUGAGCGUGGGGAUCUGAUUUCCUGUUCAGCUUCAGUUCAAGACCAUUAACACUUAUUGCUGGUUUGUAAUCUGCUGUGGUUUGCGUCAUGCCGUACUAAAGAUUUUUAAAAUGAUAAGCUCUGAAUGUUUUGUUUAGCCUCUGAUUUGAAUAUGAAUUGAGAUGACCUGAGGAAGUAAGAUCCAGAACAAGUUUGAGAAGCAAGAGCUCAUGAUUUAAACUUUUAAAAUUAAAGAAUGUGAAUGCCAUUACUCUGUAAUAAUGCAAUAAUCAUAACUGCAGGAAUAUUUAUCAGGUCAAUACGUUUUUGUUUUUUUUGUUUUUUAAUGCAUGCUUCUAAUGUUCAUAUUAUUACAAGACUUCUGCAGCAGGCUGUAUUUGAAUACCCCGACUGCUGCUGAAACCUAGUUCUUAUAAUCACUGGUCUGGUUAUGCGUAUUGAUUUUUACUGGUGUUUACUUGGAGUAUAAAUUCAGUUUGUUUCUGUCCUGUAACAUUGAUCCUGUAGUGCAAUGCACAGUUGUCAUUCAAGUUGUUUGUUUUUAAAAUAAAGUAACAAACUAACCAGACAAA
Molecule: messenger RNA, 5294 nt
Organism: Acipenser ruthenus (sterlet)
Lineage: Eukaryota; Metazoa; Chordata; Actinopteri; Acipenseriformes; Acipenseridae
Product: glycerol-3-phosphate acyltransferase 1, mitochondrial-like
Exons: 21
Coding region: 362-2845 (827 amino acids)
Biological process (GO): phospholipid biosynthetic process
Cellular component (GO): mitochondrial membrane; plasma membrane
Molecular function (GO): glycerol-3-phosphate O-acyltransferase activity
Source: RefSeq, a predicted model, not a curated record